CGGCCGGACGCUGGCGGAGCGCGGGGAGCGCGAGCGGCCCGAGGCGGCGGCCUCCCUGCCACCCGCCCGGCCACCCGCCCGGCCGCGGACGCGGGGACAGGGAGCGGGGCCGGCCUGCGCCCCCAGGGGUGCGGCCCGGGCCGUCGGAGAAGCCCGAGCGGCGGCGUCCCCCGCGGCCGCCCCCAAGUUGGCCGCGCGAAACUUUUCCCCGCGCGUCUGGGCGCCGCCCCCGCCGAGACCCGCCGCCGGUGGGGAGUGAAGGGGGGGAGAGGCCCGCGGCUCCCUCUCCCCCCCGCCGCCGCCUCCCGUCGAGGCGCAGCCGGGCGCGACAGCGGGGCCGGGGGCCCCCAGGCGAUGGCCGCGGAGCUGGCGAUGGGCGCCGAACUGCCCAGCAGCCCGCUGGCCAUCGAGUACGUCAACGACUUCGACCUGAUGAAGUUCGAGGUGAAGAAGGAGCCACCCGAGGCCGAGCGCUUCUGCCACCGCCUGCCGCCCGGCUCGCUGUCCUCGACGCCGCUCAGCACGCCCUGCUCCUCCGUGCCCUCCUCGCCCAGCUUCUGCGCGCCCAGCCCGGGCACCGGCGGCGGCGGCGGCGGCGCGGGGGGCGGCAGCGGCGCGGCGCAGGCCGGGGCCACCGCGGGGCCGACGGGCGGGGGCCCGGGCGCCGUCGGGGGCGCCUCGGGGAAGCCGGCGCUGGAGGAUCUGUACUGGAUGAGCGGCUACCAGCACCACCUGAACCCCGAGGCGCUCAACCUGACGCCCGAGGACGCGGUGGAGGCGCUCAUCGGCAGCGGCCACCACGCCGGGCACCACGGCGCGCACCACCCGGCGGCCGCCGCGGCCUACGAGGCUUUCCGGGGCCAGGGCUUCGGGGGCGGCGGCGGCGCGGACGACAUGGGCACCGGCCACCACCACGGCGCGCACCACGCCGCCCACCACCACCACGCCGCCCACCACCACCACCACCACCACCACGCGGGCGCGGGCCACCACGGCGGCGGCGGCGGCGCGGGCCACCACGUGCGCCUGGAGGAGCGCUUCUCCGACGACCAGCUGGUGUCCAUGUCGGUGCGCGAGCUGAACCGGCAGCUCCGCGGCUUCAGCAAGGAGGAGGUCAUCCGGCUGAAGCAGAAGCGGCGCACGCUCAAAAACCGCGGCUACGCGCAGUCGUGCCGCUUCAAGCGCGUGCAGCAGCGGCACAUUCUGGAGAGCGAGAAGUGCCAGCUCCAGAGCCAGGUGGAGCAGCUGAAGCUGGAGGUGGGGCGCCUGGCCAAGGAGCGGGACCUGUACAAGGAGAAAUACGAGAAGCUGGCGGGCCGGGGCGGCCCCGGGGGCGCGGGCGGGGCCGGCUUCCCGCGGGAGUCCUCGCCGCCGCAGGCCGGGCCCGGCGGGGCCAAGGGCGCACCCGACUUCUUCCUGUGAGCGCCCGGGCCGAGCGCGCGCCGCCGCCGCCACCGGCCAGAGGCGCGGGCCGCCGGCGCCGGACUGGAGGCCCCUGCCCGCCGGGCGCCCCGCGCCCUCCCGGCUCGCGGUCCGGGACGGGGCCGCGCCCCCUCCGCGCACGGAGCGCGGGCCUUCCCGGCCAAGCGGGGCCGGAGCCGGCUUCCUCCCCGGCGUCCGCCCGCCCGGCCGCGGCGCGCGGCUCCCCGGCCCCGACGCCGCCGCCCGCCGCUCCCCGCGCGCCGGCCUUCUCGCGGCCUCCCCUUCCUCGCCCGUUUCUACGACUCCUUUUUAAAGCGACUUUAUUUUCGAAGCAUUUCUGUUUGUUUUGCUCGGUGAUUAGUUAAGAAAACCCCGGAGGAAGUUCCCUCGUUCCCGGCCGGGGUCCACCCUCGGACGUCCGCGUGUCCCAGCAUGUGUCGCUCGCUCGCUCGGAGGGGUCCGGUCCCUGCCUGCCCGCCUGCCCCCCGCCCUGCCGCCGGCGUCCCCUAGAGAUUGAAGCCGAGGGAUAUUAUCUAUGCCGUGUUCAGUCCUGCUGCCCUGCUGUACUCACGGGGGGAGGGGGGUGGGGGUGGGGCUGGGGGGUCGCCGCGCUCUGAGGGUGGGGGCUGGCCCGGACUCCCCUGCUGCUCUUUCUCUAUGCACCAGAUCGUAUUUAUGAGUCCCGGGGAAAUAUAUCUUAUUUUAACCUUCAAGAGAAGUGGAAGAAAAAAAAGUAAUGCACAGUAUUUCUAGCAAAAAAAAAAAUUUUUUUUUUUUAAAGAGGAGGUUUCAGCCUGAACCUCCUGGCAUGGAGGCAAGUGAAGAAAGUGUUUUUAUUUUAAUUUAAAUUGUGUUUCGUUUUGUUUGUGCAAUCUUUAAAAAAAAAAAAAAAAAGCCCAGUGGCGCUUUGGACUAGCCAGUGGGGAGGAGGAAGCCGCCACUGGCCUGCGGUCCCUGCAGGUCCACCAGGCCUCUGGCCUCCAGUGGGUCCUGUGCUCCUUCCAGGCCUGCUCCUGCCCAGUGUUCUGAGUGGGAGACACUCGAAGUCGUUGAAAGUUUUCUUGUGUUGUUGCGUUUUAUUGGAUAUUUUUUUCAUUUGCUAUGAAGCCGAGGAAAGGGGG
This is a messenger RNA of Mustela erminea (ermine), 2543 nucleotides long. It is a transcript of the gene MAFA, whose product is annotated as MAF bZIP transcription factor A. The transcript has a single exon. Gene Ontology annotation, cellular component: nucleus. Bases 355 to 1422 code for a protein of 355 amino acids. Lineage: Eukaryota; Metazoa; Chordata; Mammalia; Carnivora; Mustelidae. Gene Ontology annotation, molecular function: RNA polymerase II cis-regulatory region sequence-specific DNA binding; DNA-binding transcription factor activity, RNA polymerase II-specific. Gene Ontology annotation, biological process: regulation of transcription by RNA polymerase II; retinal rod cell development. The record is from RefSeq and is a predicted model, not a curated record.